Molecule: messenger RNA, 1134 nt
Organism: Brettanomyces nanus
Lineage: Eukaryota; Fungi; Ascomycota; Pichiomycetes; Pichiales; Pichiaceae
Exons: 1
Coding region: 1-1134 (377 amino acids)
Cellular component (GO): cytosol
Molecular function (GO): NAD binding; hydroxypyruvate reductase [NAD(P)H] activity; glyoxylate reductase (NADPH) activity
Source: RefSeq, a predicted model, not a curated record
AUGUGUGAUACUAUCAAUACUCCAGUUCCCUCGAUACUUUUCGUCGUUCCGGUUAAUGCUCAACUACCAGAGUUCCAGUCUUUCCAGAGUCAAUUUCAUCCAGUCUUUUUGCGAUUGUCUUCUAAAGAUGAGCUAAUUAAAAAGUUGAAACAGGAUCCUCAAUUGGCCAACAUUUGCGCUAUAUAUGCUGGUUUCUUGGGGUUUCAGCCUAUUGGAGGUUUAAUCAGUGACGGUCUCAUAGAUGCGCUACCUUCAUCUGUGAAAAUAGUUACUGUUUGUUCUGCUGGUUUCAACGGUUACGAUCUCACAAAAUUAAGAGCCCACGGUAUCGACUUUUGUAACACCCCCAACUUUGGUGCUCCUCAGGUCGCUGAAACUGCCUUGUACCAUAUUAUCAAUGGAUUCAGAAAGUACCAUGUAUUUGAAGAUAAAUUGAGACAGACAGGAAACACUAUCGACGCCCGUACUGAGUUGCAGGAAUAUUAUGACUUUGACUCGUCGGAUGGUAAGUUUAAACUAAUUGAUCGGAAUUCUUCAGCUUCAAUUCACCCGUGGUUUGCAUUCGGCGAAAAAGUCAGCCGUAAUUUGUUCAUCCUCUCUCCCAGAGGAAAGACUAUUACCAUUGUAGGAUUAGGGAAUAUCGGGAGAGAAUUGGCCUAUAGAGUUCAUGCUUUGGGUAUGAACAUCAGAUAUGUGAAUCGCCAUAGGCUUUCAGAUGAGAAAAAUCUGGGUUUUCCUGUUCGGUACUAUCAAAGCUUACUUGAGGCUGCACCGGGAACUGAUUGUGUGGCAUUGUGCCUUCCUAGUACUCCAGAGACGGCUGGUAUGUUCAACUGCAAGGUUAUUGAACGAUUGAAUGAUGGCUGUUGCGUGGUUAACGUUGGAAGAGGAAACUUGAUCGUAGAUGAUGACCUUUUGACAGGUCUUAAAUCGGGUAAGAUCGGCCACGCGGGACUCGAUGUCUUGGAAGCCGAGCCUAUUGUUAACGAGGAACUCGUUUGUAGAGAUGAUGUGACUAUCACUCCUCACCUUGGUUCAUGCACCAAGGAAGUUUACAAUGCCACCGAGAUCUUCUGCCUCGAGAAUAUCACCAAUCGACUUUUGAAGGGAGAAGCAAAAAAUAUAUUAAACUAA